Messenger RNA from Danio rerio (zebrafish), 5155 nucleotides. NCBI's taxonomy places the organism in Eukaryota, Metazoa, Chordata, Actinopteri, Cypriniformes, Danionidae. The record is from RefSeq and is a predicted model, not a curated record.
AUUCGGAGUCCCUGGACUCUCUUGAAAUCCCUAUUAUGACUGUGCUAAGAGAGGUGAAUAUUUAUGCUCUUUGUGUAAACGCUUGCUUGUUUAAUAGAUCGUUGAGUAAAGUGCAGAGCUCUCACGACACAAUCACGUUUGUCAUUUUAAUGUCGUGUUUACAUUUUUCCAAAGAAUGGCUAUACACAAACUGGCCGUGAUAGAAAGUGUCUGUGUCUUUUUGACAGAGCCACACACAGGCUGCAUAGUGUGUGCAGCUCGCGCUAUGCAGCAGUCCCUCGGGUAGGCUGUUGCGAUGAACUGGAUGUCAACAGAUGCAUAAGGGGCUGUCGAAGUUUGAGAUCUGCAGCACACCGGUAAGCCUGCUGUCGCCACUGGGGGGCGAUCUAGGACUUUCCGCGCUGCGCAAACGUGCCUCUCGCGGCGGAGCGCAGCUCCCCAAUAACACGAGCACAAUGGUCAACGGGCGAGACUGAGCGGCAGACAGAUGCGCGCUGCGCAUACCCACCUAAGGCUAUUUCACAUGGCAUCCGAAAACUUUGAUACAUCUCGAUUCUGACGCCGCUCGUGUGAUAUAUCGAGCCACGCAGCAUGCUCUCGGCAGCAGCACCUGAUCUUUGGUGAGUGUGAGUCCAGGCUUAAUGCAGCGGUGCAUGUUUUUUGGGGAGGGGGAGAUGGGCAGGUGAUGAGAGAUCCUGUUGAAUAAAGAGCCAACGGCGAGCCGCGGCCAAAACUGUCAUCCCUCGAAUGCGAUCUCACCUGACUGUUGAGGUGUCAUGUUCUGCGUUUGGCUACGUCGAUGGAUAUCUGGAUUCCCAGUGCAAGAGGGAAAUUUGGACAAACCUGGGAUUUACAUCCUCAGCCGUCUCUAUCUUGUUGCAUUGAGGGUGGAAGCGGAGAAGACCUCCUCGUAUCAUUCCCUACCUGUUGCUGGUGUCAAGCGGAUCCAGUGAUUCAUUCAUAGCCGCUGAAGGGGCAGAGGACGGAACAAACCUACAGCCCACCCCUCCCUCGCAGCCAAGAUGGGAACCAGUGAUUUCAUAGACGAAUAAAGUCGGUGAGCGAACACCUCGGAUAACGGAAAGGAGCCGCGCUCUCCUCAUGCAUCCAGCUUUCUGUUGGAUAAGGCAGCCGCGCGCGCCACGCGCAUGGAUUGUAGAACUGUUGGACACAUUUUACUCAUGAUUACGAUGAUGAUGAUGAUGUCACCAGAAGCACGUAGCUUCGUUACAGUUGUAAAGUCCGAUUACAACAAGUAAAAGUGCACUGAAAGAGCUGAAAGCACUUUCGAAGGCAGCGGACCUACACUGCCAGUCAAGCGCAUUUAUGAACUUGCCGAGCCCGUCUAUCGCUCAGCCUCGUUCUCCAUCACUCUGAACGCCUCGUAGUUUAAGAAGAUGGAGUUUGCUAUGGUGGGCGCGGACAGUGGGGGCUGCAACACCCACCUGCCCUAUGGAUAUGCCCAGGCUCGCGCCCGGGAGAGAGAGCGCGAGAGGGAGAGGCAUUCUCGCGCAGCGGCCGCGGCAGCAGCUGAAGCUGGAGCGGUCGGAGAGGGAGGUGGGUCCACUGGCCAUCCCCACAACCACCCGCAUCAGAGUCGCGCCGCCUCUUCGACAAAUGCCAACAACAGUAGCGCCGGGACCGCCUCGCGCCCCUCCUCCUCCUCCUCCUCACAACAGCCGCAACAGCAGCAGCAGCAGCAACACCACGAGCCACCACAGCAACUUCUCAGAGAGCGAAAAAAGCAAAGAGGCGUCGCGCGCUGGAGACGGAACCGCGCGGCUCUCGGCGGGGAUCUACGCCAAUCAGAGUUGGCGCUCCUAGGAUCCGAGGAGGACAUUAUGAUCGAGGAGGAGGAGGAGGCGGAGGGCGAGGAGGAAGAGGAGGACAGGAAAAGCAAGAGGUCCAGUUUUGUCUAUAACAUGGAUGAUGAGGAGGAGACGGUGUCGUUAACGGACAGACGUCCUCAGUCAGGGUAUGAAAACGUUUACAAUGAGUACGGCUGCUGCGAGAGAGUUGUCAUCAACGUGUCGGGCUUAAAGUUUGAAACUCAGCUGAAGACUCUCGCGCAGUUCCCGGACACUCUCCUGGGAGACCCCGAGAAAAGAAGCAGGUACUUCGACCCUUUGCGUAACGAAUACUUCUUUGACAGAAACCGACCGAGCUUCGACGCCAUUCUGUACUUCUAUCAGUCAGGGGGGCGCUUAAAGAGACCCGUCAAUGUGCCGUUUGACAUCUUUUCCGAGGAGGUCAAGUUCUAUGAACUCGGGGAUGAGGCAAUGCUCAAGUUCCGCGAGGAUGAGGGCUUUGUGAAGGAGGAGGAGAAGCCGCUGCCCGAGGACGAGUUCAAGCGUCAGAUCUGGCUGCUCUUCGAGUACCCGGAGAGUUCAAGUCCAGCCAGAGGGAUCGCGGUCGUGUCAGUGCUGGUCAUCGUCAUAUCCAUAGUCAUUUUUUGUUUAGAAACAUUGCCAGAAUUCAGGGACGACAAAGAAUUCCUCAUCCCAGGUAAAAACUCCACGCAGGCAGACAAUGGAUUUACGCCAUUCAACGACCCCUUUUUCAUCGUGGAGACAGUGUGCAUCAUCUGGUUCUCGUUUGAGAUCAUCGUGCGCUUCUUCGCCAGCCCCAGUAAAGCUGAUUUCUUUAAAAACGUUAUGAACACCAUAGACAUCGUCUCUAUUUUGCCUUAUUUCAUAACCCUGGGCACAGAUCUCGCACAGCAGCAAGGCAACGGGCAACAGGCUAUGAGUUUCGCCAUCCUGAGAAUAAUACGACUCGUCCGGGUGUUCAGGAUCUUCAAACUGUCUCGGCACUCCAAAGGUCUCCAGAUCCUCGGGCACACUUUACGCGCGAGCAUGCGAGAGCUGGCGCUGCUCAUCUUCUUCCUCGUCAUCGGCGUCAUCCUGUUCUCCAGCGCGGUGUACUUCGCAGAGGCGGACGAGCCCACGUCACAGUUCACCAGCAUCCCAGAUGCGUUUUGGUGGGCUGUGGUGACCAUGACCACGGUGGGCUACGGUGACAUGAAGCCCAUCACGGUCGGGGGCAAAAUCGUGGGCUCGCUGUGCGCCAUCGCCGGCGUCCUGACCAUUGCGCUUCCAGUCCCCGUCAUCGUGUCUAACUUCAACUACUUCUACCACCGGGAGACUGAUAACGAGGACCAGGCGCCCGCCGUGGAACAACCCCCACCGGGUUGCCCCUACUUUCCGGAUUUCCUGAGAAAAUUCAAGGGGUCCCCAUCGGGCUCAUCUUUAGGUGACAAGGCUGCGGAGUACAUGGAGAUGGAGGAGGGCGUGACGGAAUCUCUGUGCGGGGGUGACACGCAGAGCCCGAGCAGAGGGAACGGUACUGACUUAGGCGGGAAAAACAGUUCACAUUCACGAACCCUACAGACAGAUGUAUGAUUAUGGAAGAACGAUGACCUUUCAUCAUGAUGACUGCACAAAUGAAUCAGUUAACAGCACACACAUGCACAACUUGAAGACACACACAGUACGCGCGUGCGCAGACACACUGUCUCACACACAUUAAGUUCUGGACCUGAGCUGAAACUUUUUUGCAAUGUGGCUGGCUACUUUUGUAGAGAAACAUACCCUGUAAUCACAUGACAGGCAACGCAAAAAUCACCAGCUUUACGUGACGUGGAGAGGUGUCUCUAUCUGCCCGCCUGUUCAGUUCAGUUGACAGAACCGAACGACUCCCGGUUCAUUAAAUGAAGGAACUUGCAUAGGCACUUUAUGAGUUACAUUUGUCAGUAAUUGUAGGAAAAAGAGGCGAGUUCUUAUCUAAUGCUAUUAUGCAAUAACGUUUAAAUCGUUUGCACUAUCAUCAAUUAUGUUCUAGUCUCCCACUUUAAUGCAGAGGAAAGAAACACUGAGCUAGAGAGAGAAACGACCCCAUAGCAAUCAUGUUUUAAAUUGCAUUUAUAAUUAAUUCCAAACAAUAGCAAACAUACGCUGUCCACGACCAAUUCAGCUAACAGGAAGGAAUUUGUUUCACUAUUAGAAUUAAUUGGAGAGCAGCAUGUUGCAUAACUUAAGGCUAUGUUAUCUUAAAAAUCCCAUUGUGGCAAACAUGUGUCCGCAUGGCAGUAUUCAGUAUGUACUACACUCUGGUAAAAAACCCUUUUAGCACACCCUGUGUAGUUAUUUGUGCAUCGUCCAAAGUGACUAAAGAGUCAUUAUAGUCGGUCCCUUUUGUGAGUAUUGAAAACAAACCAAUCAUGUUCGUUUUUGUUCAUUAGCACAAGAUCCACACCACACUACAGUUCAUCCAUCACGCGAUCUAGGCGUCAUUCUUUCGCAGCAUUAUCACAUACAGAGUCCAAAAUAACCGGUUUGCAUUGUCUCACAAAGUAAAACACCUUGUACAACAGAGUCCACACCGACACCGUGGCUUGAAGGAUCAGUUUGGCCACUGUUUUCAAGUUACUGUCUUGGGAGUUAAUUUCAAGGGGAAUGCUUCAUGCAACUAUCUUGUCUUCAUCCCUUUACCAAAUGACAAUGCAUCCCUUUAUUAAAAUGCUGGCGGAAAUCUACAGCACUGAUGGGAACAUGAACUUGGUGGACUUCAUGCACAGCGAAUCCUCGUCUCAAAGGAGUGCACGAUGACCACUGAGCAUGCGCGGUGCAUCGCAAACCCAGUGUUGUAAGUCUUGCCUAUGAGAGACUUUUCCGUCAGCCUUUGGACUCCUUCAGAGAGGAAUGGCCAUGAUUGCCUGUCAUCGGAUGGCGAGUUGAACGGGACGGUCCCGUCACAGAAGGUGUCACUGAAGCCACUUGUGGACAUCAGAUUGAGAGUGGACACUGCAGCCUCUCCAAUGAGCAGUAAGACAGGAAGUCCAUCAUCAAGCCAGGUGUCAAACUGUUUAAGACCCGCCCCAAUAAAUGCCUUAAAGACACAGUACAUCUCUAUGUAGAGGAACCUGCAGCAGGAGACUUCUUAAAAAAAAAAAAAAAAGCUUGACAUGUUUUCAUUUUCCUCUUUAUGAGUGAAUCAGUGUCUUGCAAGAACAGAUGUGAAUAUUUUCUUAUAAUAGAGAAAUGUUUGUUUGGGUGUAAUAUUGCCACUUGUUUUGUUUAGUUUCUUUCAAUGUUUUUUUUGUUUUGUUUUGUUUUGUUUGUUCGGUGGUAGGCCUGAUGAAAGCUGUUAAAUAUAC